This is a messenger RNA of Lontra canadensis (Northern American river otter), 1377 nucleotides long. It is a transcript of the gene PTGER1, whose product is annotated as prostaglandin E receptor 1. Gene Ontology annotation, cellular component: plasma membrane. The record is from RefSeq and is a predicted model, not a curated record. Gene Ontology annotation, biological process: positive regulation of cytosolic calcium ion concentration; inflammatory response; adenylate cyclase-activating G protein-coupled receptor signaling pathway. Bases 69 to 1277 code for a protein of 402 amino acids. Gene Ontology annotation, molecular function: prostaglandin E receptor activity. Lineage: Eukaryota; Metazoa; Chordata; Mammalia; Carnivora; Mustelidae. The transcript has 3 exons.
UGCAGCAGGCAGCAGGGCCAAGCAGCAGGCGAUGGGGACCUGGAGUCCCAAGCUGUGUGGCACCUGACAUGAGUCUCUGCGGGCCCCUCAACCUGAGCCUGGCUGUCGAGGCGACCACAUGUGCGGAGCCCGGGGUUCUCAACGCGUCGGCUGGGCCUCCCUCCGGCCGGGCAGGCGCGUCACCAGCGCUGCCCAUCUUCUCCAUGACCCUGGGUGCCGUGUCCAACGUGCUGGCGCUGGCGCUGCUAGCGCAGGCCGCGGGCCGCCUGCGGCGCCGCCGAUCAGCCGCCACCUUCCUGCUGUUCGUCGCCAGCCUUCUGGCCACUGACCUGGCAGGCCACGUCAUCCCUGGGGCGCUGGUGCUGCGCCUGUACGCGGCAGGCCGCUCGCCGGCGGGCGGCGCCUGCCACUUCCUGGGAGGCUGCAUGGUCUUCUUCGGCCUGUGCCCCCUGCUACUGGGCUGCGGCAUGGCCGUGGAACGCUGCGUGGGCGUCACGCAGCCGCUGCUGCACGCUGCGAGCGUCUCCACCGCCCGCGCGCGCCUGGUGCUGGCAGCGCUGGCCGCCGUGGCUUUGGCGGUGGCGCUGCUGCCCCUGGCGCGCGUGGGUCGCUACGAGCUGCAGUACCCCGGCACGUGGUGCUUCAUCGGCCUGCGCCCGGCGGGCGGGUGGCGCCAGGCGCUGCUCGCCAGCCUAUUCGCCGGCCUCGGUCUGGUGGCGCUGCUCGCCGCGCUCGUGUGCAACACGCUCAGCGGCCUGGCCUUGCUGCGCGCCCGCUGGCGCCGCCGCUCUCGACGCCGUCCUCCUGCAUGCGGCCCUGAUGGCCGCCGUCUCCGGGGGGCGCACGCGCCCCGCUCAGCCUCAGCUUCGUCCUCCUCGUCCGUCGCUUCUGUCCCCGGAGGCUCCCCGGGCCGUGGCUCAGCGCGCCGUGCCCGCGCUCACGAUGUGGAGAUGGUGGGCCAGCUCGUGGGCAUCAUGGUGGUGUCGUGCAUCUGCUGGAGCCCGCUGCUGGUGUUAGUGGUGCUGGCCGUCGGGGGCUGGGGCUCCAGCUCCCUGCAGCGGCCACUGUUUUUGGCCGUGCGCCUUGCUUCAUGGAACCAGAUCCUGGACCCCUGGGUGUACAUCCUGCUGCGCCAGGCGGUGCUACGCCAACUGCUUCGCCUCCUGCCCCCGAGGGCCGGCACCAAGGGCAGCCCUGCGGAUCUGGGCCUAACCAGGAGCGCCUGGGAGGCCAGCUCGCUGCGCAGCUCCAGGCACAGUAGCCUCAGCCACCUGUAGGCGAGCCAGGAGUCCCAGCGGCUAAGUCAGACCACCCCGGGCCGGGCCCAGGACCGCAGCGCGGAGCCUUCGGGGGAAUAAAGUCAUUCUGAGGACCUGC